Messenger RNA from Hemiscyllium ocellatum (epaulette shark), 1313 nucleotides. It is a transcript of the gene zte38, whose product is annotated as zebrafish testis-expressed 38. The coding region runs from base 28 to 1224 and encodes 398 amino acids. The transcript is spliced from 15 exons. The record is from RefSeq and is a predicted model, not a curated record. NCBI's taxonomy places the organism in Eukaryota, Metazoa, Chordata, Chondrichthyes, Orectolobiformes, Hemiscylliidae.
GCCAGCACAAUAGGAGGCAGACGCCAGAUGACAGAAACCACCCAACAGGAUUAUACUUCAUUGGAAACAACAGAAAAAUCUUUUCCUGUUUUCAUGGCAACAGCACAACAAAUGCGGACCUCUGAGAAACAAGUAUCUGGGUGGAAUGCAAUAUUUCCAAAUGAUGUAACAACACAACACCAAUCCCUUGUUUUCAUUAAGAGAAUGAUGGCUGUGGGAGUAUCAUGCAUUACAUAUCUACGUGGGAUAUUUCCUGAAGAUGCCUAUAGAACACGAUACUUAGAAGGCAUGUGUGUAAAAAUUCUGCGUGAGGACAGUCGUUUUCCUGGAGCAUCUAAAGUCGUAAAGUGGAUGAUGGGAUGCUUUGAUGCUUUGGAAAAAAAAUUUUUACGAACAAUAAUCCUGGGAGUUCACAGAGAUCCUGAGGAUCCAAAUAGCAUAAUUGAGUCUUACCAGUUUAAGUUCAAGUACACGGCAGAUGGACCAAAGCUGGAUAUUUUAAGCAAAAACAAGCAAGUAAGCCUUCAAGAUACAAAGAAAGCCUCCAUUUUGCUCAUCCGUAAGCUGUUUGUCUUGAUGCAAAGCCUAGAAAUUCUUCCUAAUGACGUGUCUCUGACAAUGAAACUGUUCUAUUAUGAUGAAGUGACGCCUCCUGAGUACCAGCCUCCAGGGUUUAAACAAGGUGAGUGUGAUGCUGUGUGGUUUGAGGGAACUCCAGUCCAUUUUAAAGUUGGUGAUGUGCCGACUCCAUUCCAUAUGAUGAAAGUGAGAGUCACCACAGAGAAAGAAACAAUGGAACAGCUGGAGAAGGAGAACAUACUAAAUGAGGAAAUCAAAACUUCAGUACAAGGAAUGGAGGAAGUCAAAUCCACCCCGAACGACAGAGAUUCUCCGUCCUACCAAAAUAUUACAGCCCAUUCUGAACUCCAGAGGAGUGUGACUAAUGAACAGUCAUUUAGUGAAUCAGACAAAGAGAUAAAGCAGUUGGUUGCAAAGGCAGCAGAGCUGGAUGUAUCAGGCAAAAGAUUAAAGCUUAGAAAAGUGUUGACGCAAAAAAAUGACUCGCAGGAUAAUGACAUAGGAUAUGAGGAACCUCAAAAGUUGAGCACUACACAGAGUAUAAAAGCUGUUCGAGCUAAAAAGACUCUCUCUGAACUUAAUCAGGCAACAUGUGAUUCUGCUAUGCUUCAGGAGAAGAUCACAAAGCGAAGGAGGAAAAAUUGAAACGUGCUUUCACAAUAUUGGGCACAAUGCAUGAUUCGGGACAGCAUUACUUAACCAUUAAUUUAGUUAGAUUUUUAAUAUAUUGAACU